GAUUACGAUACACUUUUGACUAAUUGUCGAGAAUUAGAAUCAAGUCACCGAAUAGACGGUGAAAAACUUCAGGAAUAUAUUCAAAUUACCGAUCAAGUGAUCGAACUUAACGAACAAACGUUAAAAGAGCUUGAACAACGACAUAAAAAAAUUAGUUCAGCGCUUCAUGAUCAACGGAUGAAAGAAAUCGAACAUAAACAAGAAAUAGUUGAUUUAAUGUACAGAGAUCUUGUUCAAAAAGAAUCGGUUAAGGAUAAAAAUAUGAUUGACGACGAACCGAAUGAAUUGAUAACUUGGGAUGAACAUAGGGAAAAAAGUGAUGGGGGAUGGGAUAAAAAACCAGGUUUUUAUGAGAGGAAAAAUGAGAAUUUGUCGUGGACAUAG
Messenger RNA from Racocetra fulgida, 384 nucleotides. Lineage: Eukaryota; Fungi; Glomeromycota; Glomeromycetes; Diversisporales; Gigasporaceae. The record is from the annotation of a GenBank genome assembly.